Gavia stellata (red-throated loon) is the source of this 729-nucleotide messenger RNA. Its product is annotated as dynein axonemal heavy chain 9-like. Gene Ontology annotation, molecular function: minus-end-directed microtubule motor activity; dynein intermediate chain binding; dynein light intermediate chain binding. Gene Ontology annotation, cellular component: dynein complex. NCBI's taxonomy places the organism in Eukaryota, Metazoa, Chordata, Aves, Gaviiformes, Gaviidae. The transcript is spliced from 3 exons. The coding region runs from base 1 to 549 and encodes 182 amino acids. Gene Ontology annotation, biological process: microtubule-based movement. The record is from RefSeq and is a predicted model, not a curated record.
AUGCGUGGUGCCCGGCAGCAGCAUGGCGGCGCGCUGGGCGCGGAGACCGCCGGCGGCAGCGGAGGCAGCACUGAGGACUCGGUUGUCGGUUCGCCUCCGGGGAUGUUGUUCACGCACCUGGCUCAGGGAGAACUGACCAUGACAAGUGAUGUGGAAAACCUGCAGAAUGCCCUCUUAUUGGACACGGUGCCCGAGUCCUGGAUAAAGAGGGCUCACCCUUCCACAGCCAGCCUGGGCACAUGGUUUGCUGACCUCCUCACUCGCGUCAAGGAGCUGGAGGCCUGGACAGGAGACUUUUCCUUACCCUCCUCAGUGUGGCUUGCUGGGUUCUUCAAUCCCCAGUCUGUCCUGACAGCCAUCAUGCAGUCCACAGCCCGAAAGAAUGAGUGGCCUUUGGACAAGAUGGCUUUGCAGCGCGACGUGACAAAAAAGAACAGAGAAGAUUUUGCCAGUCCUCCUCGGGAAGGAGCAUACGUCCAGGAAUGGGAAAGAUGUGAAAGACGGGCUCUCCUCUGCAGCCUAGAGUGGGUAUCCAGGGUGGUCAGAUGAAUUCCCCCUUGGAGUUGUCUGUGUCAUGUCCGUGAAGGGAGCUCAGGGUGGCCAACUUGGACUGAUGCAUCUAGUUUUUACAGGGUGAAUCUCAACCUCAGUGGACAUGGACUAAGCUCUGGUCGGUACUCAUGGCGUUACUACAGACAGAAGAUACGGAGGCCCCUCGGACGGAGCGGG